GUUGCCCGUUGAGGUUGUGCUGGGUCCGUAGGAGGCUCUGAGUGUGAUUCCAAUUGAACCCUGCCCCCGUAAUGAUGGGGCAUGUAUUGAGGCUGCUAGUGAUUUGUCAGGCAGUUUGUUUGUGGCUGGCUGCAGCAAAACUACUCGUAAAAGAGGAGUCUGAUUACAAAGCCCAUGGACUGGGGAAGGACAAUGCAGACAACAAUCAAUUGCAGGAGAUGGAUCUGGAGCAAGAGCCGGUGCUGGUGCCGGCACCGGGACAGCUGCCAAGACCCGCAGUGCAAGUAAAAGUGACAAAUGAAGUGGAAAGUGCCAUGAGAAUGAUGAUGAUGAUGAUGACUGCGAUGGGUAUGAGGCAACAGACGAACUACUUUGACACACAAAUGGCCAACCGACUGCCACUGCUGUCAUUGUCUAACCUAAUGAGCCCCAGUUCCACUCCCACUCCCAGUCCCAGUCCCAGGCCCAAGCUUAGUAUGUUGCCAAUAUUGGAUGGGCGCAGCUCGGACAUCACCCCCAACACAGAACAAUUACUUCGAUUGCAGUCGUCCGACUACAAACUGCUGUACAAUGCCGAACGGCACACGUAUUUCCAACUGCAUACCAUAACCGGCAAUCAUCUCGUUUCGAAUGCGCAUAAGGAUGCGGCGGCGUCCAAUCGAAGAAGGCUCUUCCAGCAGGCAGUGGGCAGCACCCUGAGUGCCGCCUUCGGCCUCAAUGUGAUGGCGAUGGACGGACGGGCUGUGACCACGGAGACUGUGCAUCUCUAUGAUGCCGCCUCGCUGCGGCAGUCGCGCUUCAAUCCCUUCAAUCCGACACGCAUCCUCAUCCACGGCUGGCUGGGCAAUGCAAAUGCCAAUAUCUACAGCGCCUUGCUCCCACCAUACCUAUCGCUGGACAAGGGCCGGUACAACAUCUUCACCGUGGACUGGGGCCGCGGCGCCAUAGCGGACUACAUUACGGCCAGCUAUCGGGUGAAGCCCGUGGGACAGGUGCUGGCCAAAUUCGUGGACUUUCUGCACCAGGAGGCGGGCCUGAGGUUCGAGGAUCUGCAGCUGGUGGGCUUCAGCAUGGGAGCCCAUGUGGCGGGCCUGGCUGGGAAGCACCUGCAGACGGGGCGCCUCAGGAUGAUCCGUGCUUUGGAUCCGGCCUUGCCCUUUUUCCGGUAUGCCCAGGACAAGGAGCGUCUGGCGAAAGGGGAUGCGGACUAUGUGGAGGUGCUACAUACGAGUGUCGGCAGCUACGGCUUCGAUCGCCCGCUGGGGCAUGCCGAUUUCUACGCCAAUUGGGGCAGCCAGCAGCCGGGCUGCUUCUGGCUCGAGUGCAGCCACUGGAGGGCAUUCAUCCUCUUUGCCGAGAGUCUGCGGCCCGGCCGGGAAUUUCCGGCCCGUGGCUGUGCGGUCAGCGAAUGGCAGCAGUUGACCCGCUUCCAUCGGUGCCCCAGGGAGACGGGCAACAGACAGAGCAUGGGCGGCGAUUUGGCCAAUGCCUCAAUGGAGCUGCUUCUGGCCAGACGACAGGGUGUCUAUUAUUUCGAGACAAAUGCUAAGCCACCCUUUGGCAUGGUUCAGCGAAAUGUCAGCCCAAAGGGAAAGCACAAAUAAAUAGAGGAACGGAACAGUAGGGGAGAAUAGAGGAAAACGUAAUGAGCAAAAUGCGAGUGCAGUUCUUCGCGUUUUUAUUUCUAAUUAGUAAGUGCAUGUUCCACACAUGUGUGUGUCUAUGUGUGUGUUUUAGAGAGUGUACUACCAUAAGUACACGAGAGUACGGGUAUGAAAUGUACGCUGUUCCAUUUCUAAAAGCCUGGCUGGCAAAAUUAAAAAAUGCUGCCAUGUGUAAAAUGCUUUUCAUGCCAGUCACAGGCAACAGGAAGGACCCCGUCAAAAACAGCACAACACAAAAAUGGCAGAUGAAUUUCUGAAAAAAUACUUAUGCAGGACAAACUAGGAAACAAAAUGAACACACAAAAACUGGGGGGGUUUGGUACGUAAAUGAAAAUCUAGGGGGGGGAAAUAUGUAUGAUGCCCGAAAAUAAAUCCCUAAAAUUAAUCACUUUUAAUGGGAAACUGAUGAAAAUUGUUAGAAUGCUGCACUAGGUCUUAAAAUGAGAGUUUAAAAUUGCAAUUCAAUAUCAGUCAAUAUUCAAUAUUCCAGAUUAAAUACGAUUUAUG
Molecule: messenger RNA, 2171 nt
Organism: Drosophila miranda
Lineage: Eukaryota; Metazoa; Arthropoda; Insecta; Diptera; Drosophilidae
Product: lipoprotein lipase
Exons: 3
Coding region: 72-1604 (510 amino acids)
Biological process (GO): lipid metabolic process
Molecular function (GO): lipase activity
Source: RefSeq, a predicted model, not a curated record